CAUGUUAAAACAGGGCAACUUGCAGCUAUUAAAGUCAUGGAUGUCACUGGGGAUGAAGAAGAAGAAAUUAAACAAGAAAUUAACAUGCUAAAGAAAUACUCUCAUCACCGAAAUAUUGCUACUUAUUAUGGUGCUUUCAUUAAAAAGAAUCCACCAGGAAUGGAUGAUCAGCUCUGGCUGGUGAUGGAGUUCUGUGGUGCUGGAUCUGUUACUGAUCUGAUCAAGAACACAAAAGGGAACACUUUGAAGGAGGAGUGGAUUGCCUAUAUCUGCAGGGAGAUUUUACGGGGCUUGAGUCAUCUCCAUCAACACAAAGUAAUCCAUCGAGAUAUUAAAGGCCAAAAUGUUUUGCUAACUGAAAAUGCAGAAGUUAAACUAGUGGAUUUUGGAGUCAGCGCUCAACUAGACAGAACAGUUGGUCGAAGAAAUACAUUUAUUGGAACACCGUAUUGGAUGGCACCCGAGGUCAUUGCCUGUGAUGAAAACCCUGAUGCUACUUACGAUUUCAAGAGUGAUUUGUGGUCUUUAGGGAUAACAGCCAUCGAAAUGGCAGAAGGAGCUCCCCCCCUUUGUGAUAUGCAUCCCAUGAGAGCCUUGUUCCUCAUUCCCCGAAACCCAGCCCCCAGGUUGAAAUCAAAGAAGUGGUCCAAAAAAUUCCAGUCCUUCAUUGAAAGCUGUCUGGUAAAAAACCAUGGUCAGAGGCCAACCACUGAACAGCUGAUGAAGCAUCCGUUUAUUCGAGACCAGCCAAAUGAAAGGCAGGUUCGCAUCCAGCUCAAAGAUCACAUUGACAGGACUAAGAAAAAACGAGGAGAGAAAGAUGAGACGGAAUAUGAGUACAGUGGAAGUGAGGAGGAAGAGGAAGAAAAUGACUCUGGAGAACCCAGCUCCAUCCUAAACCUGCCUGGAGAAUCAACCUUAAGGCGGGAUUUUUUGCGGCUUCAGCUUGCAAACAAGGAACGCUCAGAGGCCCUCCGUCGGCAGCAGCUGGAGCAGCAGCAGCGUGAAAAUGAAGAACACAAGAGGCAGCUCUUGGCAGAACGUCAGAAGAGGAUUGAGGAACAGAAAGAGCAGAGACGGAGGCUGGAAGAGCAGCAAAGGAGAGAGAAGGAGUUAAGAAAACAACAAGAGAGAGAGCAACGGCGGCAUUAUGAAGAACAGUUGCGGCGAGAAGAGGAAAGGAGACGGGCUGAACAUGAGCAGGAAUACAAGCGCAAGCAGUUGGAGGAACAACGGCAAGCAGAGAGGCUACAGCGACAACUGCAACAAGAAAGAGACUAUCUAGUUUCUUUACAGCAGCAACAGAGACAAGAACAGAGACCAACAGAGAAGAAGCCUCUUUAUCAUUACAAGGAGGGGAUGAAUGCCACUGAGAAGCCAGCUUGGGCAAAGGAGGUUGAAGAACGUUCCAGACUUAACCGGCAAAGUUCCCCAGCCAUGUCUCACAAGGUGGCCAACAGAAUUUCUGAUCCAAACCUUCCGCCUCGAUCAGAGUCCUUUAGUAUCAGCGGGGUGCAGCCUGCUCGGACACCACCCAUGUUGCGAGCAGUAGAUCCACAGAUUCCACAUCUGGUCAGUGUGAAAUCCCAGGGACCUUCCUUGCCUGCCUCUCAGUCACUGCAUGAACAACCCACAAAGGGAAUGGCUGGGUUUCAGGAAGCUCUAACGGUGACCUCUCACCGCACUGAGAUGCCAAGGCAGAACUCGGACCCCACUUCCGAAAAGCCUCCUCUCCCCCCUCGUGUUGAAAAGUUUGAUCGAAGUUCUUGGUUACGGCAGGAAGAAGACAUUCCACCAAAGGUGCCUCAGCGAACUACUUCCAUCUCACCUGCAUUAGCUCGGAAGAACUCACCUGGGAAUGGGAAUGCUCUAGGACCGCGACUCGGAUCACAGCCCAUAAGAGCAAGUAACCCAGACCUGCGGAGAACAGAGCCCAUAAUAGAAAAUCUGAUACAGAGAACAAGCAGUGGCAGUUCUUCCAGCUCCAGCACCCCCAGUUCGCAGCCCAGUUCACAGGCUGGCUCACAACCUGGAUCCCAAGCUGGCUCCAGUGAACGGAACCGAGCCAGAGGAAAUGCCAAGCUUGAAGGAUCACCUAUACUACUACAUGAACCAGCCAAGAUAAAGCAGGAAGAUAGCAAGGAGGUGACCCGGCCAAGUCGACCUGCUGUGACCUAUAAUAAAGCAAUAGAGAAGGAUCUGACUGCUUUAGCAAAAGAACUGCGGGAGCUGCGGAUUGAAGAAACCAACCGGCCUUUAAAGAAAGUUACCGAUUAUUCCUCUUCCAGUGAAGAGUCUGAAAGCAGCGAAGAGGAGGAAGAGGACGGAGAAAGCGAAACACAAGAUGGCACUGUGCCUGUCAGCGACAUCCCAAGGCUUAUACCAACGGGAAUGCCAGCCAACAACGAGUCCUACAAUCUAGGAAUGGUAUCAAGUCAUGGUGGUCUGGAGCCCCCACACCCUGAUAAAUUUAGCAGUAUUUCAAGAGAAGGGACUUUAAUGAUAAGGGAGACUUCUGGUGACCACAAGCGCGCAGGCCACCCAGCCAGCAAUGGCUUUGCUGGCCAUGUCAACCUUCCCGAUCUAGUGCAACAAAGCCAUUCACCUGCGGGCACGCCGACUGAGGGUUUGGGGCGAGUCUCCACUCAUGGGCAGGAGAUGGAGCCUGUGGCUGAAUAUGGCAUGGGGAGCAGUACAAAAGCUUCUUUCACCCCAUUUGUGGACACCAGAGUGUAUCAGACCUCUCCGACUGAUGAAGAUGAAGAUGAUGAUGAAGAAUCCACUGCUACAGCAUUAUUUACCAGUGAGCUGCUGAGGCAAGAACAGGCCAAACUUAAUGAAGCAAGAAAAAUUUCUGUAGUAAAUGUGAACCCCACCAACAUCCGUCCUCAUAGUGACACCCCAGAGAUCCGAAAGUACAAGAAACGCUUCAAUUCAGAAAUCCUGUGUGCUGCUUUAUGGGGUGUAAACUUGCUGGUAGGAACCGAGAAUGGACUUAUGCUGUUGGAUCGGAGUGGACAAGGAAAAGUGUACAAUCUGAUCAAUCGGAGACGGUUCCAACAAAUGGAUGUGCUAGAAGGCCUCAACGUCCUUGUAACUAUCUCAGGAAAGAAGAACAAGCUUCGAGUUUACUACCUUUCAUGGUUAAGAAACAGAAUAUUGCACAAUGAUCCAGAAGUAGAAAAGAAACAAGGCUGGAUCACUGUAGGUGAUUUGGAAGGCUGCAUUCAUUAUAAAGUUGUGAAAUAUGAGAGAAUCAAGUUCUUGGUGAUUGCCUUAAAGAAUGCUGUAGAGAUAUAUGCUUGGGCUCCUAAACCUUAUCACAAGUUUAUGGCAUUUAAGUCUUUUGCAGAUCUUCAGCACAAACCAUUGCUUGUUGACCUCACAGUAGAAGAAGGACAGAGGUUGAAAGUCAUCUUUGGGUCACAUACUGGUUUUCAUGUUAUUGAUGUAGAUUCAGGCAAUUCUUAUGACAUCUACAUACCAUCUCAUAUUCAGGGCAAUAUUACACCUCAUGCCAUUGUCAUCUUACCCAAGACGGAUGGGAUGGAAAUGCUUGUGUGCUAUGAGGACGAAGGGGUAUACGUUAAUACCUAUGGACGCAUAACAAAAGAUGUUGUACUCCAGUGGGGAGAAAUGCCCACUUCAGUGGCCUAUAUUCAUUCCAAUCAAAUAAUGGGCUGGGGUGAGAAAGCUAUUGAGAUACGAUCAGUGGAAACGGGACAUUUGGAUGGAGUAUUUAUGCACAAGCGUGCUCAGCGGUUAAAGUUUCUAUGUGAAAGAAAUGAUAAGGUAUUUUUUGCAUCGGUAAGAUCAGGGGGAAGUAGCCAAGUAUUUUUCAUGACCCUGAACAGAAAUUGCAUGAUGAACUGGUAAUGAAGGAGCACUUGGUGUUUAUUUUGAUGCCAAGAUGUGUUAAAUUUUGAAGGACAUUGGAAUUUGCAGAGUUAUACUGUCAAGGCAAGUGAAGAAGAAGAAGAUAUUGUGGAUCCUGUUGGCUUUCUUCGGUGAUC
This is a messenger RNA of Protobothrops mucrosquamatus (brown spotted pit viper), 4013 nucleotides long. RefSeq names its product TRAF2 and NCK interacting kinase (gene TNIK). The coding region runs from base 37 to 3876 and encodes 1279 amino acids. Lineage: Eukaryota; Metazoa; Chordata; Lepidosauria; Squamata; Viperidae. The transcript has 30 exons. Gene Ontology annotation, biological process: protein phosphorylation. The record is from RefSeq and is a predicted model, not a curated record. Gene Ontology annotation, molecular function: protein kinase activity; ATP binding.